Messenger RNA from Bombina bombina (fire-bellied toad), 1022 nucleotides. It is a transcript of the gene CMSS1, whose product is annotated as cms1 ribosomal small subunit homolog. Lineage: Eukaryota; Metazoa; Chordata; Amphibia; Anura; Bombinatoridae. Gene Ontology annotation, cellular component: nucleus; 90S preribosome. The transcript is spliced from 10 exons. The record is from RefSeq and is a predicted model, not a curated record. Bases 95 to 913 code for a protein of 272 amino acids.
AACAAUCCUCUCUGAGUGAUGAUGGGAAGGCCAGAUGAAACCGAUUUCUCUUUUGUUUCAGCACAACGUUUACAUUUUUUAAUAAACUUUUAAUAUGUGGAUGAACCAUAUACGUAAGUGUACAGAUCUUGUGGAUGACGAUGUGAAAAGUGAAGAGAAAACUAAAGAAGUGGCACAGAAAAGGAAAAAAGUACCUUCAAAUAAGUCUCCUCCUAAGAAGAAAAAGAAGCAGGAUCCCACCCAGACAGAACCUGAAAAAAAUGCAGAUACAACAAGCAAAAAGAAAAGAAGAAAAAAGAAAACCAUUUCUGAUGUUCUUGCAACUUCUGUGCCAAAAGCUGGAGCACCAGAAGACCUUCAGAACAUGAUUCUUCAGCAUUUUCAAGGCAAACGUUCCGUGAUUGAGAUGGAAGAACUUAUGAUUCCAGAUUCUUGUUUCCUAACAUCAAAUGACCUUACCCACACACCUUCUUCAUAUCUGAAGGAAAUUUGCCCAAAAUGGUCAAAACUUUCAAAAAACCACAAAGAAAAGAAAUCUGUCCUGAUCCUGAUAGUCUGCAGUUCUGCCAUCCGUGCCCUGGAACUCAUUAAACUCAUAAAAGCAUUUAAAGGGGAUACCAAGAUUAUGAAAAUGUUUGCAAAGCACAUCAAGGUGGCAGAACAGAUCAAGUUUUUGGAAAAAAAUGUCAUUCACCUUGGAGUAGGAACACCUGCAAGGAUUAAGGCACUGAUUGAAAAAGAUGGGCUCACUUUGGAAUCAUUAAAGUAUGUUGUGUUUGAUUGGAACUGGAGAGAUCAGAAGUUAAGAAGAAUGAUGGAUAUCCCAGAGGUCAAGCUGGAAACUUUGGGACUUCUAGAAGCAGGAAUCAUAUCUGUGUGCAAAACAAGAUCUGUGAAACUUGGCCUUUUUUAAAAGAUUAAGGAGCGUGCACGUGAUUUGUUGUAUAAAAAACGUUCCCUAUGCAAGUUUUAGUAAUAAACAGAACAUGUUGCAAUUUUUAAUAAAAUUUGAUUUGAAAACA